Molecule: messenger RNA, 1137 nt
Organism: Bathycoccus prasinos
Lineage: Eukaryota; Viridiplantae; Chlorophyta; Mamiellophyceae; Mamiellales; Bathycoccaceae
Exons: 1
Coding region: 1-1137 (378 amino acids)
Molecular function (GO): sialyltransferase activity
Source: RefSeq, a predicted model, not a curated record
AUGGAGUCCACGAACAACAACCAAAAAACAACGCAGACUCCACCCACAUCAUCGAAUGUUGUUCACAAUAACGAUAAUGGUUUCCAACAACAACAAAACCAUUAUUCUCCGUCGGUCCGAUCGAAAGCGAUGACGUUGCUCUUCGCCGCUUUUUUGUGCGCGAUUUCCUUGUUCUUAUCCACCAACGACGCUUCCUCUUUAGUGGACGUGGAAUCGAUUGAAGAUGGGCGGAUAAUGAGAGAAGGGGUGGACGUCGAAGAGGCGGAAAAGGAAAGCGAGGUGGAUAAGUUCGGGUUCGAGAGCAAAGAAGAAGAAGCAGAGGAGAUAGAGGUAGAAGAAAAAGAAAACAAAUACAGAAAAGAAGAACAUGAUGAAUCCGUGCUGCGAGUAUUCGAAACAUCGAACGAUGGUGAAAGUAUUAACAUGACUCCGCCGGAUAUCGAUUACGAAAACGCAAACAAAAAGAUAGUUUUAGUCGGGAACGGACGAGGGGUUUUGAAAUCCCGUAAAGGCGAGAAAAUAGACAACGAACACGACAUCGUCGGCCGGUUCAAUUUUUUCGUCACGAAAGGGUACGAGCGAGACGUCGGGCGCAAAUUGGAUUUAUGGUUUUUGAACAAGCUGAAAUUGCCCGGCAACGCUCGGUUUCGCGGCUCGACGACGACUGGGAAAUCAAAAAUGAAUUUAAAAAUGAAACCAACGAUGGGGUAUUACAUCCCAGUUGCGUUCGAGGUAUCACCGCAGUGUCAAAAGAAACGAGGUCCGGGCGCGAAGACGUGCGUUCCAACCUCUAAAAACAAACGCGCCAUCGAAUCCGAGAAACGCGUGUUAUCCCGAGCGUACGCCAGGUUUAAAAUCCAUCCCGAGUUCGUCCCAGAAGUCUACCAAAGACUAUUACACGUCAAAUACGACUUCCGACACCGAUUCCCGUCCACUGGUAUUCUCGCUUUAGUCUACUGCUUAGAGAGAUUCCCGAACAGCACCGUCUCUUUGCACGGGUUUGAUUUCGUCGGCGAAACGCCAAAAAUCGGCCACUACUGGGAGAAGAUAUUCAAGCUCAGAACGGUGCACUCGCUCAAGUUGGAGAAGCAGUUCGUCGGGAAACUGAUUCAAACGGGAAGGGUGAGCAUUUUGUAG